Molecule: messenger RNA, 2355 nt
Organism: Protobothrops mucrosquamatus (brown spotted pit viper)
Lineage: Eukaryota; Metazoa; Chordata; Lepidosauria; Squamata; Viperidae
Product: transcription cofactor HES-6-like
Exons: 4
Coding region: 51-746 (231 amino acids)
Biological process (GO): anterior/posterior pattern specification; regulation of neurogenesis; regulation of transcription by RNA polymerase II
Cellular component (GO): nucleus
Molecular function (GO): DNA-binding transcription factor activity, RNA polymerase II-specific; RNA polymerase II cis-regulatory region sequence-specific DNA binding; protein dimerization activity
Source: RefSeq, a predicted model, not a curated record
CCGGCCUGUCUGAUUGUCGUUUGCUUUUGCUGCGUUUGCCCUCUACCGCUAUGUCUCCUUCCUUUCGCUCCCAAAAAACCCGACCGAGCCGGGACGAGGAGGAUUUCUCCCGGGCCAGAGGAGAUAGGAAGGCAAGAAAGCCGCUGGUGGAGAAGAAGCGGCGAGCGCGAAUCAACGAAAGCCUGCAAGAGCUACGCCUCAUCUUGUCGGAAACCGAGUUCCAGGCGAAGAUGGAGAACGCCGAGGUGCUGGAGCUGACGGUGAAGCGAGUGCAGGGGAUUCUGCAGAGCAGGUCGCUAGAUGAUGACAAAAUGCAGCGAGAGGCCAGUGAACGCUUUGCAGCUGGAUAUAUUCAAUGCAUGCAUGAAGUUCAUACAUUUGUCUCCAAUUGUCCUGGGAUUGAUUCUACUAUUGCAGCAGAGCUCUUGAAUCACCUUUUGGAGUCAAUGCCCCUGAAUGAAGGCAGUUUUCAAGACCUGAUUGUGGAUGUCUUAUCAGAUCCCUCCAUCAGCCAGUGGCCAAGUGGAGAUGGGCCUUCCCAAAUGCCUGGAGGAUCACAUGGAACUUUAAGCCUGUCCAGUCUCACUUCACCUCUUCCUUCACCUUCCUCCAGUGAAGAGAUUUGCUCAGAUCUGGAAGACACAGAGGCAGAGCAGAGCCACAUCUCUUUGGAUGGACUGGACAGGUCUCUGAGUCAAAAUGUGCCUUCCUCCAGCCUUUCGAAGUCUUUGUGGAGACCAUGGUAAUAAACUUCACAAGAAUCAACACAGAUCUACCUAAUAGGGAGAAUACUUGAGCCCUGUGUUCUUCUAGCCAUUGGAAUAUAGACGGUGAGGAUUUCAGAUAGUGCAUUUAUGCCAUAAAAUUAGUGUAUGCAGGACUGUAUAGCUGACACUCUUUCACUGUCAAAUCCUGACAGAUUGAAUUGCUAAGUAACUUAACAUUUCAUCUGUGAGUUUGAGAACUGAAAUUUGUAUGUGUUUUUUUCUUAAUUAUUACUAGAGGUGUGGGGUUAAAAGAUUUGGAAGUGUAUGCAAAAGAGCUCUUUUGUUGAUGCACAGCACUGUUUUUGCGGUACUUUUUUCUUGUGGGGAUGUAGUAAGUGCCUCCAAUACCGUGUAGUUUGGGUUAAGAAAAAGCCCUUGUGGAUUUGAGAACUUGUUGGUUUAAACCAAUUAAAGGCAUGAAGUAAAGCAUUAAUGCAGAAUUUCAUAUAUUUUAAUGAUAGAUUUUAAAAAAUAAAAAUAAAGCCAAGGAAAAUCCCUGAAAGGGAUUGGUGCAGCUAGUUUCUUGAUGAGUUUAGUAUUCUAGGAUUUCUCCUUCAGUGAAGGAAGAAGAAACUGGAAACCAGGAUUGAAUUAGGUAAAGUUUUAGAACAUUGGUGGCAGGGUGCCUUCUAGAAAUGGGUUUUGUGCACGUCUAGCACAAAAUGAAUAUGAAUUUUACUGUGUCAUGUAUAUUAAUUUGUCAAAUGUUUAUUUUAAUCUUUUUUAAAAUAAAAGUUCACUGAUUGCUUGUAUUUUAAGGCACAAUAUUUCUGCUCUGGAUAUUCAGUUCCAUGUUAGUGAUUAACAAAUAUGUACCCUUGAGUGCAAACAUUGGUAAUUAAGCACUUAAUUCUUGUACUGAACUUGUCUGUUCAAGUCCAGAGAAGCUGGAAUGUUUCAUUUGUUCUUGGACAGAUCUUAAUUUCAGCACACUAAAUUCCUCAGAUUUGUUCUGCGUCUUCCAGAUUCACUCUUUGAAAAUAUAUCCCAGCAGAUUUUCAAGCUACCCAAGCAUGCUCAUUUAGAAGCAAGGAUAAGUGUGUUGAGUAUUGCUUGAACCUAAGUAAAUGUGCAUAGAAACCAAUUUAAAACUAAUAACUCUGACAGUUUAGACAAAUGAAAUGUGGUUGAAUGGAAAUCAGUUAAUGACACAUAAUUGUUCAGAAAGCUUAUAACCACAACUUUAAAAAAAAAAAAUCUUCCACUGCAUCCUUCCUCAGUUGUCUUUGAAAAAAAACAAGUGUUAGUACUCUUACUGUUAUUUUUCCAGGAAGCCUUCAUAUCAUAGAUACCUAUGCCAGUCUUCUCAACCUGAUAUUCUCUGUUUCCUUUAUCCUCAGCCAGUACAUUCAGCAAAGAUGAUUGAGAACCAGUGUUUUGGGCACCAGACUGCAGAAGUUGUUAACCUAUGAAAGUGCCCCAAUUUAGGAAACGGGAGGGAUAAACAUGUGGGCUGUCUGUGUAAUAGUUCUUUUUGUUAACUAUGUGGAACAAUAAAAAGCGGAAACUAUGUGGAAAAUGUGUGCUUUGUAAACUGCUUUUUAGGCCAUCUGUUGUGAAUGGUCUUAAUUAAAAGCCUCCUCAAAGA